Messenger RNA from Trichomonas vaginalis G3, 1068 nucleotides. RefSeq names its product STKc CK1 domain-containing protein. The coding region runs from base 1 to 1068 and encodes 355 amino acids. Gene Ontology annotation, cellular component: cytoplasm; nucleus. Gene Ontology annotation, molecular function: protein serine/threonine kinase activity; ATP binding. The record is from RefSeq and is a predicted model, not a curated record. The transcript has a single exon. Gene Ontology annotation, biological process: endocytosis; peptidyl-serine phosphorylation; signal transduction. NCBI's taxonomy places the organism in Eukaryota, Parabasalia, Trichomonadida, Trichomonadidae.
AUGGAUUUGCGAGUGGGCCAAAAAUACAGCUUAAAGAAAAAAGUUGGCGGUGGCUCAUUCGGUGAAAUUUACUAUGCAGAGAAUGUUGACAACAAUGAGAAAGUCGCUGUCAAAUUGGAAGCAGUUUAUACAAGACCUUCACAAAUUGCUAACGAGAAAAAGCUAUAUACAUUGAUGGCAGGAGGAGCUGGCAUUCCUAAAGUAUAUUGGUCCGGCAGAGAAGGUGAUUAUAAUGUUUUGGUCAUGGAAUUACUUGGAGAUUCUCUCGAAGACUGCUUUAACAAAUGCAAAAGGAAGCUAUCUCUUAAAACUGUUCUGAUGAUAACUCUUCAAUUACUUUCCAGAAUCGAAUAUAUCCAUUCAAAAGGCUAUUUACAUCGUGAUAUUAAACCAGAAAACUUCUUGGUAGGUUUGAGAAACAAUGCAAAUGUUAUCUACGCAAUAGAUUUCGGCAUAUCCUCGAGAUAUAUUGAUUUCAAAACCCACCAACAUAUCGAAUAUCGCGAGGGACGCCCGAUGACAGGUACAGCUCGCUAUGCAUCAAUCAAUACACAUAUCGGAAUCGAACCCUCAAGGAGAGAUGACUUAGAAGCCAUUGCUUAUAUGAUAAUUUAUUUACUUAAAGGAUCUUUGCCAUGGCAGAACGUAAAAGCUGCAACUAAGAAAGAUAAAUAUGAUGCUAUUCUUCAGAAAAAGCUUGAUACUCCCUCAGAUGUAUUAUGUGCGGGAAUUCCGAGAGAAUUCAAGUUUUUCUUAGAUGAUAUUAGAAGAUUAGAUUUUACAGAUACUCCUCAUUAUUCAUUAUAUAGAGAAAUCUUCAAGGACUUGUUCGUCCGAGAAGGAUUUUGUUAUGAUGACAAAUAUGACUGGUGCAAUCUUGCUUUACAGUCCUCAUCGUCCCUUAACCAUAUAUUGCAGGCCCCAAAACAAGUUUCGCAGCUCCAAAAGAGCGCAAUUGAUAUUAUUAGUGAUAACUCUAGAAAUAAGAACGUUCGAAGAGUCAAAAUGUCACAAUAUAUCUCAACUCCUGCCGUAAAGCCUGCUACUCGUAUUCAAACUCUUAUAUAA